This is a messenger RNA of Dermacentor andersoni, 1593 nucleotides long. RefSeq names its product prolyl 4-hydroxylase subunit alpha-3-like. The record is from RefSeq and is a predicted model, not a curated record. Gene Ontology annotation, molecular function: procollagen-proline 4-dioxygenase activity; protein binding. Lineage: Eukaryota; Metazoa; Arthropoda; Arachnida; Ixodida; Ixodidae. Gene Ontology annotation, cellular component: endoplasmic reticulum.
UUCCAAAGCGCCGCCACCUUCAGCAUGUCUGCCAACGUCGCGGGAGCCGUGGCAGCGGUCGCCCUCUGGGUCGCCAUCUUUCUGCUGUGGGUGCAGCCUUGCCAGGCGCGCAUCCCGCCCAACUAUGUCAGCUCGCGGCGCGGCGAUCCGCACUUCGGCCGCGCGUACCGGGAGGUGAGCCGCUGGUUCUGGCGCUACGUGGACGCCGAGCGCGGCCGGCUCGACUCGAUCCGGCGCCGGCUGGACCGGCUCGAGGUGGCGCAGCGCUCGUACGACGGCGUCGACCCCGAGCAGUACUUGGGACUGCCCAUGAACGCGUUCCUGCUCAUCAAGCGGCUCGCCAGGGACUACGUGCAAGUGCUCGAGGAGGCCAGGGACGACACCAACGCAAAGCUGCUGCUCGCCAUGCGGCCGGGAGGCAAGAGGGCCAGGCGAUACCAGUUUCCGAGCAAGAAGGACGUCUCCAAGGCGGCCCAUGCCGUGCUUGAGUUUCAGAAGAACCAGGGAUACACUGCCAAGCAGAUCGCCGACGGUCUGGCCGCCGAGCCCAACUCGUCCUUGUACAACUUCCAGAUGACGGCGAGAGACUGCUUCCACCUCGGCGUGGCCGCCAGCGAAGCUGAGGACGGCGAGAGCACCCAGGAGUGGAUGCUCGAGGCGCUCGACCGAGCCGCUGAUGGCACGGUGGACGCCGCCGCCGCCAAGGAGUACCUGGCCUACGGCUACUUCCUGGAGGGCGACUACCAAAGUGCCGCCGACACUAACAACCAGCUGCUCGAAGAGGACCCGAGCAAUAUGAGGGCGUUUCUCAACAUGGAGUUCUACCAGGAAGGCGGGCCGGGUCACUGCUAUGCCUCGCCUGCCACGCUUCUCGAGAUGACGCUGUUCAAAAAACUCACGCAUCCCGCACGAACGGACAAAACCUGCACGCGGCUUAGAAGUGCGCGGCAAAACACCUACGAAGGGCAAGUAUACCGGGAGCAAGUGGUCCGGGAGCCGACCACGAUCGUCUUCCACAAAAUUCUAUCAUCUACGGAAACGUCUGCGCUGCGGCGCGUAAGCGCGGCCGACGGUGUCGUGGUCAGCGGGCCCUCCGACCACACUCUCCGAGAGCUGACCCGGAAACUGGAGGAAGUCACGGACAUGAAAGUGCUCGCUUCGAAGAUACCCUGGAAACAGCUGGUCUCGUACUGCCAAGAGCACACGUGGCUAAACCCGGGUAACAACCUUCGCUCGAAACCAUUUGCCACGUGGUGGGUGUUCACGGGCCCCGGAGUUCUCGGCGGACUGGACAGGUCUCUUUUCCCACAAGUCAUUCUUGACUCUGGGAUGGCGCUGUUGCGCUACCACGUGAUGAGCGAUGGGACGCGAGACCGCGAGCCCAUCCCGUACUCGUGCCGUAGCGACAACGUGACCAUCUUCUACAAGCACAUCAUGCUUGAGGACCAGCGCGUCUUGUGCCAAGCAUCCUCCGGCGGCGCGUGCGACAGGUACGCACUGCGGCCCUGAGUCGCUGUGUGUGCGCUGAUUCAGCUCAGUCUGUUGUACGUCUUGUGAAUAAAACGUCACUCAAGACUGCGCACAAUUGCUGGA